Callorhinchus milii (elephant shark) is the source of this 3908-nucleotide messenger RNA. RefSeq names its product ankyrin repeat domain 27 (VPS9 domain) (gene ankrd27). The record is from RefSeq and is a predicted model, not a curated record. Bases 37 to 3276 code for a protein of 1079 amino acids. Gene Ontology annotation, molecular function: SNARE binding; guanyl-nucleotide exchange factor activity. Gene Ontology annotation, cellular component: early endosome; neuron projection; plasma membrane. Gene Ontology annotation, biological process: neuron projection morphogenesis; early endosome to late endosome transport. The transcript has 29 exons. NCBI's taxonomy places the organism in Eukaryota, Metazoa, Chordata, Chondrichthyes, Chimaeriformes, Callorhinchidae.
GGUGAGGUGAAAUUUAGCUCAAAGCGUGAGGUGUCCAUGGCAAUGUAUGAUGAAGAUAUUUCAAAGAAUCCAUUCUAUUUAGCACUACAGAAGCGAAAGCCUGACAUAUGGAACCAUGUGGCGGAACUACAUGGGAUCGUGUUGGUGCCUUGCAAAAGUAGUCUGUCACGAGCCAGCCUGGCAUCAGCCAACUUUGAAUCUUACAUGUUGGAGCCAUUAGAGGAAAACAGUGGUAGUUAUCGAACAUUGAACGGAAAGGAAGUAACCAUUAAGGGAAAUCUAGUUAAUCUUGGAGCUGGCUUCAGCUCACCUUAUGCAAUACGUAUUCUGUUUGAAGAGACCUUUUAUAAUGAAAAGGAAGAAAGUUUCAGCAUAUUGUGCAUUGCUCGACCAUUAGAAAAGAAUUCCAGCGCAGAUGAGAUUCCCUCUCCUGUAUAUUCCAACUGCCUGAAAAACCUCGAGGAUGCUAAAGAGUUUUUGGGUCGGCAAUUAUACAAAGUGGAUAAGUACAUUGGAGCUUUCCGAAGUUCCUUUAGAGAGCUUGAAAUGAAAAGUCUACGGCAUCACAUAGACGCUGUGAAUGCACUCUAUACAAAAUGCUUGCAAUAUCUUUUGAGAGAUUCCCGAUUGAAAAUCGUGGCCAAACAGGAGAUGCAAAUGGCAUUGUUGAAGCAAGCGGUUGAGAUGUAUGUACUUCAUGGUAUCCAUGAUCAGAUCUUUAAGAGUGUGGGAACUAUCGAGGCCAGUCAGGAUGCUGCUUUUAAUAAAACUACCCGAGGAUUACAAGACCUUCAGCUAAAAGAUUUGGGGAUCAAGUCUGAGUUCAGCAUUAAUAUACCUCGUGCCAAACGGGAAUUGAGUCAGCUGAACCGGUGUACCAGCCCCCAGCAGAAGCUGAUUUGUUUACAGAAUGUAGUACAUGCCAUCAUGCAGUCCCCAAGCCAAAGAGUUAAUUUGCACUCUAUGUCAGCUGAUGAUCUGUUGCCUGUUCUGCUUUACUUACUGGUCAAAACAGAAAUUCCCAACUGGAUGGCCAACCUUAGCUAUGUCAAGAAUUUUAGGUUUUGCAGUGCAGUAAAAGAUGAGUUGGGAUAUUGUCUAACUUCCUUCGAAGCGGCAGUGGAAUAUAUUCACCAAGGCAACCUAAAGUUUGGACAGCCAGGUUCUGGUGACUUGAAUGACAAAGUCUUUUUUAGACAGAGGAUGAAUUUACUGUCUCAGCUGUCCACCGCUCCCAUUGAUUUCUUAUUUGAGCAUAUCGCAGCUGGUAAUCGGGCAGAAGUGGAAGCAUUGUUGAGUCAAGGUGAAAAUGUUGAGGACCACGUGCAGAAAAUGUGCCAUCCGCUCUGCUUCUGUGACAACUGUGAGAAGCUGGUGUCAGGGAGGAUGAAUGACCCAUCUAUAGUCACUCCAUUUUCCAGAGAUGAUCGGGGCUACACACCAUUGCACGUGGCUUCUCUCUGCGGCCAAGCAACGUUAAUUGACCUGUUGAUAUCCAAAGGAGGAACAGUUAAUGCUAUAGACUAUCAUGGAUUCACCCCGCUCCAUCUCUCCUGUCAGAAAGGAUAUCAAAAUGUGACAUUGUUGCUUCUCCACUACAGUGCCAGUUCUGAAGUUCAAGAUAAUAAUGGCAAUACUCCACUUCAUUUGGCUUGCAUGUAUGGCCAUGAAGAUUGUGUCAAGGCUCUGGUUUAUUAUGAUUUAAAUGCCUGUAGGUUAAACCUCACAAAUGACAAAGGUGAUUCACCUCUUCACAUUGCAGCUCGAUGGGGAUAUGACGGGAUAAUUGAGGUUUUACUGGAAAAUGGAGCAAGUAACGAAAUUCAGAACAAAAUGAAAGAAACUCCAUUACAAUGUGCACUCAAUUCUAAGAUAUUAGACUUGCUGGAAAUCACCCACAUUGGUAACGAUAGACGACAGAGUGUUCCCGAGUCCUCUAUCAGAUCUCAAUCUUCAACAGACGCCGGCAGUCAGAAGUCAUCUGUUUCCAGUCUAUCCUCUACGUCAGUUGAGGUGAGGCACGAGGAAGAUAAGGGCCGAUACAAAGAGGUAGAAAAAUUACUGCGCGCUGUUGCUGAUGGAGAUUUAGAGAUGGUACGUUAUCUAUUAGAGUGGAUGGAUGACGAGCCAGAGGAAGAGGAUGAACCUGUGUUGAAAUCUGAAUUCUGUCACCCUUUAUGCCAAUGUCCAAAGUGUGAACCUGCUCAAAAGAAACUUUCCAGUGUUACUGUAAAUGGACUGAGUGUGAAUGCUACCAAUCAGGAUGGGUUUACACCGCUACAUGUGGCUGCUUUACAUGGACACUUUGACCUUGUCUCACUUCUGCUGCGGCACGGUGCCAGUGUCAACACAAAGAAUUUCCACAAUUCAACUGCACUCCACCUAAUUUGCCAGCACAAUGAACCACAGAUAGUGAAAUACUUUCUGGAUUAUAAUGCAAAAUUGAAUAAGAAAGAUUCCUAUGGUAAUACUCCACUGUUGCACGCCUGUUUACGUGGCCAUCUAGAAGUUGCUGAGCUGCUGCUAGAGCAUGGCGCGUCCAUCAACCUCACAAACAACCAAGGGAAUACAGCCCUGCACGAGGCCGUAAAAGGAAAGCACGAAACUCUGGUGAAUCUGCUCUUGACUUACGGGGGUUCAAUCCACGUGCGAAAUAAACAACAGUGUACACCGAUAGACUGCGCUGAGGAAGUCUGCGGAAAGAAUAUGGAGCUUUUGAAGACUUUGCAGAGAGUAUCUGCUCAUGUGACUGAGAUGGAUGGUAUUCCCCGACUCAACACUGAUCGGAAGAAUCUCCCUGAAAAUGUCAAAAAGAAACCUGAUAUUUUUGUGAAGCAGACAGAAGCAGUAGAUGAACUGACCAGAGGAAGAACGCAGCUCGUGAACUCUAUUAAUAAAUUUAAUAAAUCCAAGCAUUUAAGGAAGACAAUGACCAGAGAUAAUAGCAUGCCGAAAUUUGAUGAACACUUAAUUCAUCAGUUAGCAAUCAAGACAUUUGAUAAAGGGAAAUUGAAACGAGUCAAAACAGUGGAUCAUAGCGGACCAUCACUUUUCCAUUCUGAAGUUGACGGUGAGAAUGAGAAAGAAAUGCUGGUGUCUCCAAACAGCAGGACAGAGUCUGGGUAUCUGGGUGCACGGCGCACAGUUUCAUUGAGCUAUUUACCCAAUGAAUUGAACGAUGUAAACAGCAACACAGAAUUCGUAGGGAAUUGCAGACUUUCUUCAAAGGUUUCACCCGAUUUAGGGGACGCAAGGGUUGGCAACCACAGAAAAUAAAUUUCACUGCAAUUUAGGGGACAAGAAAUGUGUGGAAACAAAACACUUUCCUGGAAACAAAAAGGUAGGACUUGUGCAGGUGCUGUUCAAGAAAGGACUUUAUCUGUCAAUAUAUUUGUUCUUCUGUCAGUCUUGUAAGACUACAACUAUGAAGCAAAAAGCACCGUUAAAUUGAAAAAAAAUAGCACUUCCACUGUGAGGUUACAAAGGGGAAAAGCACUUCCACUGUUAAUGUAUUACAAUAUUUUUUUGCACUUGACUAUUAGGGAAUUGAUGCUUUGUCCACGUUAGCUGCUGCAUUGUACGCCAUAAACAUGCAAUCUGUAUUAUGUGUGUGUAUAAUAUAUAUAUAUAUGAAAAAUAUCACUGCUAGGCUGUUUGGGAAUUUAGAUUUUAAUGCCAAGAUUCUAAAAUAGAGACCAUUCAAAUCUUAUGAAAAUGUAUUUUUUAAAUGCUGGUCUACCUUUCUAUAAAGCACAUACUAAACUUGUGUUUCCAUUGAUGUCUGUAUUUUUCAAGAGACCUUUCUAUAACAAUGUAAUAAUGUGUGCCUUAUUUAAUUUGUAAAUGUGCUUAAGGAAUGUUACUCUUCGUGUAAACAAAUGACUAAAUAUUAAAACAAUAAAACUUGG